AACAUUUAAGCAUGGAAACAGGCGGCGCACGCCACCCUGCUGUGACGUCAGCGAGGCUGACGAGAGCUCAGACCCAAGAUGGCGGAGGUGAGCGGGUUGAGGAGCAGAGCUCACUUCGAGCCCAACUAUAAAAGCCCGCGAGCCGAGCAAGAAGGCUCGAGCAGAGUCCAAGACGUGCCCGUCGUUCGACGCGGUCCCAGGCCCGCCCCGGCCAGACCGGAGGACCCAGAUCACGACUCGCCUCCGGGCAAGAUGAGCCGGGACGGGGCGACGGCGGGCGGGCUCGGCCCUUCGCCCGACGAAGGCCUUCCGGAAUGGCAGGACGAGGGGGAGGAGGAGGCCCGGCCGGUGCAGAUCCUGCGGGCCCGGGAGGAGGGCGCCGGCUUUGAGCUGGACGCCGACGCGCUGGAGAAGAUCCUGCUGCGGGAGGGCGUGCGCGACCUGGACGUGGUGGUGGUGUCGGUGGCCGGCGCCUUCCGCAAGGGCAAGUCCUUCCUGCUGGACUUUAUGCUGCGCUACAUGUACGAUGGGCAAAAGGAGCGCUGGAUGGGCGGGGACGACGAGCCGCUGACCGGCUUCACCUGGCGGGGAGGCUGCGAGCGGGAGACCACGGGCAUCCAAGUGUGGAGCCACGUCUUUGUGGUGGACAAGCCGGACGGCGGCCAGGUGGCCGUCCUCCUGGCGGACACGCAGGGAGCCUUUGACAGCCAGUCCACCAUCAAGGACUGCGCCACCGUCUUCGCCCUGAGCACCAUGACCAGCUCGGUGCAGGUGUACAACCUCUCGCAGAACAUUCAGGAAGACGACCUGCAGCACCUUCAGCUCUUCACCGAGUACGGCCGCCUCGCCUUGGAAGAGGUCUACUUGAAGCCCUUUCAGUCGCUCAUGUUCCUCAUCCGGGAUUGGAGUUUCCCCUACGAGCACGACUACGGCCCGGAGGGAGGCCGCGCUUUCCUGACCAAGCGGCUUCAGGUGAAGCAGAACCAGCACGAGGAGCUGCAGAACGUCCGCAAGCACAUCCACUCGUGCUUCUCCAACAUCGGCUGCUUCCUGCUGCCCCACCCGGGCCUGCGGGUGUCCACCGACCCUCACUUUGACGGACGGCUAAGAGACAUCGACGGGGACUUUAAGCGGGAGCUGUCGCGGCUGGUGCCUCUCCUCCUGGCCCCCGAACGACUGGUGGUGAAAGAGAUCGGCGGCAACAGAGUCACCUGUCGAGAUCUCGUGGAGUACUUCAAGGCGUACAUCAAGAUCUACCAAGGCGAAGAGCUGCCUCACCCAAAGUCCAUGUUGCAGGCCACGGCGGAGGCAAACAACCUGACGGCCGUAGCCGGAGCCAAAGACAUGUACAGCAAGAACAUGGAGCAGGUGUGCGGCGGCGACAAGCCCUACAUGGCCCCCGCCGACCUGGAGCGGCGCCACGACGAGUUCCGCCAGCACUCGGUGCGCUACUUCCGCUCGGUGAAGAAGAUGGGCGGCGCCGAGUUCUGCCAGCGCUACCAGAGCCAGCUGGAGGCGGAGCUGGACGAGGCCUUCGGCAACUUCUGCAAGCACAACGACGGCAAGAACAUCUUCUACGCCGCGCGCACGCCCGCCACGCUCUUCGCCGUCAUGUUCGCCGCCUACGUGGCGUCGGGCGUGACGGGCCUGGUGGGCCUGAGCGCGCUGGCGGCGCUGGCCGACCUGCUGAUGGGCCUGGCGCUCCUGGCGCUCUGCGCGUGGGCCUACGUCAAGUACUCGGGCGAGUUCCGCGAGGUGGGCGCCGUCAUCGACCUGCUGGCCGAGACGCUGUGGGAACAGGUUCUCAAGCCGCUCAGUGAACAUUACAUGGAAGACGACGUGCGGCAGACGGUGGUCAACUCGCUCAGAGCCAGCCUGACCGAACCCGGCGGCGGCGGCGGCGGCGGCGGCAGCAGUGGCGGCGGCGGCGGCUCCUCUUCGCUGGCCUCCGCCUCCACCUUCCCCUCCUCGUCAUCUUCGCAGCAGCAGCAGCAACAAAACGCCAAGUUAAAGAGGCACUGAUGCACUUCCCUCAUCACCAUCACUCUUCCUCGUGUGCUUACAACUGCGAGGAGUAGAUCAACACCAAAGCUUGCAGUGGCCUUUUGCCAAAAAACUAAAGAAAACAACUAAUCCUGGAAAAUGGACGCCAACUCAUUGCCUUGAAAGCACAACUAUUCCAAUCAGGUCUUUUAGAAACAACAUGGAAGGCAAAUGCAAGCGUUGUGAGAAGCUGCUGACUACGUUAAGAUGCGUCUGUAACCUCGUGCCAUUGUCAUCGAUAGAAACUGUAAGUAAGGGCCAGUCGGCCAUUGAGUUGGGUGGAGUUGAGAGCAGCCGGGCACUUUCACGUGCUUUGUGCUCCUCUUCUGCGUGGCGCUCACAUGAGCCAGGGUCCAACCAAGCAUCUGGACUUGUUCAUGGAAACACUUUGUUUGUUCCCUGACUGACAUUUUGACAAUUAAGUGACAUUAAGCUAGCUGAAAUUGAGCAAGUUUAAGGCUUUAGAUUGCAGGCUAAGUUGUAUUUUUCCCCUGGCUUGAAUCUGCUUACUUCCUCGUACUUUUGGUCCCUCACAUAUUUCACAACACAAAGCCCAUAGGAUCUCACGCUGACGUUUCGACGAGUUAAAGCCGUGGGCACAUCAAGAGAGUUUCACGAUUUCGCUUCACGGGCUUAAAAAAUGCUCCAGCAAAUUUGCCUUACUUUUUUUCACGGCAAACUCGAGGUUGAACAUAUUCACACAAAUUCAUGUCAAAACGAUUCCAAACUUAACUACACCCUCGUUCGUUUUUUCACAAGGACUUAAUUUGACACGGACGAAAAAAAAAUCAAACAAAAAACGGUAAGACGCAGAAAGCAAGUGGCAAGAUGUUGGUAUAGCUUGCUACUCGUCUGCUUUUCGAAAGGCAUGCGCCGCUCCCUCGAGAGAAAACCGCAGAUGACUUGGUCAAUUUUCUCCAACGAUGGUUCAAACUAGAGUAGGACUCAAAUGUGACCUCUGCCCUUUGACGGUCGCAAUCCUUCGAUUCUCAGGAGCCAACAAGCGAGUAGCAGCAUCAUUGAAUCACCUCAAGCGCCGGGGUUUUGUUACGCUGAGAUUGCAUGUUAGAAAUGUCAUUUAAAUCAACUUUGAAUACGUUUUGUAGCGAAUUAAGAUUGUUUUGGUUUGGCUUAAUUUACCGGUCCGGUGUCGUCGUUUUGCUGCUCUUCAAGUGUUUAGACGAGGACGCCGUAAAAUGUGAUUGAUUGAAAGAGGUGGAAGUGUGAUUCCUGUCCACAUGAAAAACAAGACAAAUCAAAGGUAAUUUAUUUUUGAAUAAAGUGUUUACCUUGGGAAAUAACCACAA
This is a messenger RNA of Hippocampus zosterae (dwarf seahorse), 3350 nucleotides long. RefSeq names its product atlastin GTPase 2 (gene atl2). Bases 79 to 2022 code for a protein of 647 amino acids. NCBI's taxonomy places the organism in Eukaryota, Metazoa, Chordata, Actinopteri, Syngnathiformes, Syngnathidae. The record is from RefSeq and is a predicted model, not a curated record. Gene Ontology annotation, biological process: endoplasmic reticulum organization; protein homooligomerization. The transcript has 14 exons. Gene Ontology annotation, molecular function: GTPase activity; GTP binding.